Armigeres subalbatus is the source of this 1518-nucleotide messenger RNA. Its product is annotated as zinc carboxypeptidase-like. Gene Ontology annotation, molecular function: metallocarboxypeptidase activity; zinc ion binding. The record is from RefSeq and is a predicted model, not a curated record. The transcript has 3 exons. Gene Ontology annotation, biological process: proteolysis. Lineage: Eukaryota; Metazoa; Arthropoda; Insecta; Diptera; Culicidae. Bases 26 to 1282 code for a protein of 418 amino acids.
UUUUAGUGUGCUAUUGUAUUCCACAAUGGCUUCCAAAUCUGUACUGUGGACCAUGGCCUUGGUGGCCACCAUGGCUAUCGCUGCCCUAUCUGAGCGUGCCCGCUACGACAACUAUCGACUGUAUAGGAUCAAAAUUGAAUCCGCACAACAGCUGGAAGUGCUGCAAGCCGUUGAACAGCUAGGCCAGGGUUACAAUUUCUGGAGUGAACCGGUGAAUGUGGAUAGCGAAGUGGACUUGGUUGUUCCGCCCCAUAUGUUUGCUGAGUUCGGAGAGUUAGUUGAACGGUACGACCUGCAAGUGCAGCUUAGCGUGUCCGAUUUGGAACAGCUAUUCGAGCAGGAACGUAGAAGAAACACUCGACAGGCCUUUGGUUGGAAUGCGUACUACACGCUGGAAGAAAUUUACGCUUGGUUGGAUGAUUUGGUGACGAGGUAUCCCACUGUCCUCACUACUAUUGUAGGGGGUACCACAUUUGAAGGUCGAGAAAUACGAGGCGUGAAAGUGUCUUAUAAGAGUGGUAAUCCUGGAGUGUUCAUAGAGGGUACUAUCCAUGCCCGAGAGUGGAUUAGUGGAGCAACAAUUACUUGGAUCCUAAAUGAAUUGUUGGUUUCGACCGAUACAAAAGUGCGUAACAUUGCGGAGAACUACGAUUGGUACGUCUUCCCGGUUACGAACCCGGAUGGAUAUGUCUACACGCACACCACUAAUCGACAGUGGAGAAAGACUCGUAGACCACAUAGCGUUUUGUGCACUGGGGCUGAUCCGAAUAGGAACUGGGGUUAUAAUUUCAUGCAGGGAGGUGCUUCUAACUCGCCGUGUUCAGACACUUACGCCGGACCAUCCGCAUUUUCGGAAGACGAGACUCGUACGCUAUCAGAGUAUUAUUCGUCAGUUCAGUCUUCGAUCAGCACCUAUUUAUCUUUUCACUCUUACUCACAAUUGUUGCUUUUACCAUAUGGGCAUACGACAGCGCCGUUAGAUAAUUAUGAUGAAAUUAUGGAGAUUGGAAGAUUGGGCAUCGCGAAACUUAGCGAAAGAUACGGAACGCAGUAUAAGAUCGGAAACAUUGCUGAAGCCAUCUACAUUGCGUCCGGAGGCAGCAUCGAUUGGGUCAAGGGCGUCUACAAGACACCAAUCGUGCUAUGCUACGAGCUUCGUGACACCGGAGCGUUCGGUUUCGUGCUCCCACCAGAACAAAUUAUUCCAAACUCGGAGGAAACUUUGGAUUCAAUUAUCGUGAUUUUGGAAGAAGGCGAAAAAAGAGGAUUGCACCUGUUGUAAAUGGUCUGUGUUUAUAAGCCUGUGUGUGCAGCUUGAAAAACAGUGAUAAUAUUGCAGUUCCUAAAUAAUUUAACAAUUGUCCGAUUGGUUUGAAAUAAGAUAAGCGACUCUACUGAAGUAAUACGUCAGCAACUUAUUUCUCAAAAUAAUUAUUUACAUUUUGUAGCGUCUAUUUGAUUCAUACGUGUGAAUGCCAAAUAUGGUUUACCAUUAGCUUUUUUAUUUACCGAGAUGAA